Molecule: messenger RNA, 825 nt
Organism: Acanthocheilonema viteae
Lineage: Eukaryota; Metazoa; Nematoda; Chromadorea; Rhabditida; Onchocercidae
Source: the annotation of a GenBank genome assembly
AUGUUUGUAACGGGAAAUCGGCAACCAAUUGAUUGCCUUUUUAUUGAAAGUCUUCGAUCAAAUGGAUGGCAAGUUGUUAAAACGACAGCAGGUGUUGCAGAAAUUAAUUAUGAACAACAAAAACCAUUAUUAAUUCUAGUAGAUAUUCGUCUAUCUGAUAUUGCUACCUUUGUCAAAACAAUGCAUUGCCUUCCAGAAUCCGAUGAAGUAUUUUUUGCCGCAUUGUCAGAUAGGAUGAUAUCCGAGAAACGUAAACGUUGGCUUUCACAGAGCAAUCUUUGCCAUGUUUUCGUUUCAUCGUCAACAGAUAUCUCACUUUGUGAAUUAUUCGCACGUGUCGUGAAUCGUUUACGUGCUACUCCUGCUUUAUUUGCUGCUCUGGAUGAGGUAUAUCAACCAAUUGAAAUAUGUGACAAUGCCUUAAAUGUAGAAUAUAUAAACCGCGCCUAUGAAACAAAUACUGGCUGCAAACGAAAUGAAGUUCUCGGUAAAAAAUCAUCCGAUAUUCGACGAAAAUCACUGCAGCAAAAAUAUUCAUCUCGAUCAAAAGAUUUUAUUACAACAACUGUCGCAGGUGAUGAAAUGGAGCAAAAAGAAAAUUAUGAAUGGCAAUGUAUACAAGUGCCUGGAAGUUCUACUAGCCAACAAUUUGUUUAUUUGAAACGACAUAAUUCAACACUUUCUACUGCUAAUACAUCAAUACGAAAUGAACGAUCACAAACAGCGCUUGUCGAUGCACCUAUCAGUGAGGUAUUAUUCUCAUUACGAGAUGCUAUGAUGCGAGCUGAUGAACAAACACAACAACUUCUACGAGAUGCAAUUAGA